Durotheca rogersii is the source of this 1742-nucleotide messenger RNA. Its product is annotated as longevity assurance proteins LAG1/LAC1. Gene Ontology annotation, molecular function: sphingosine N-acyltransferase activity. Gene Ontology annotation, cellular component: membrane. Gene Ontology annotation, biological process: ceramide biosynthetic process. The transcript has 2 exons. Lineage: Eukaryota; Fungi; Ascomycota; Sordariomycetes; Xylariales; Xylariaceae. Bases 117 to 1553 code for a protein of 478 amino acids. The record is from RefSeq and is a predicted model, not a curated record.
CUCGCUAAUCUCAUCCCGCUUCUUCUUUCCUAUCCACCAUCCUCACCUCACCUCUCCCUCUCCCUCCCUCCCUCCCUCUCUUUCUCUAGCUCCGACAUCGAUCGAGUCUCGCGAAAAUGGAGGAAUCCGAGCCUUUCCCCAUCUUCAAUACCUCGGCCGACCAAUUGCACUCGGCAGCCGACCAUGGUGCGCGUCGACGAAGGAAGUCGAGCGGACUGGGUGGCGAGAUCAGAGCCGGAGACACGGGGGCGCCUAGUCUGCACUCGAGUCUCGCGACCCUGCAGAGCUCUUCCAACUCCUCCUCCUCCGCUUCUCUCAACGGUGCUCAGAAGCCCUUCGAGAAUAAGGAUGUCUCGAAAAGGGGCUCGAAACGUCGCAAAGCGCGCUCCUUCUUACGCCGCUGCAAGCACUUUGCCGUCAAGCACACCUGGGUCCUGCCUCUCAUCGUCUUGACCCUCUUCCUGUCCGUGUUCGCCAUCAACCCGACCGAGUCGAACCCCGUCUACCACUUCAUCUUCCUCUCCUAUAAGCUUCCCCGCGAGCCCGGCGCAGACCCGAGCGCGCCCGUCCAGUACGGCAAGGGCCCCUGGGAUUUCGCCCUCGUGUCUUUCUACACCGUCGUCCUGUCUUUCACGCGCGAGUUCAUCAUGCAAGAGCUCCUCCGACCCCUCGCCAGGUAUGCCGGCUUGAAGUCGCGCGGAAAGCAAUCCCGCUUCAUGGAGCAGAUGUACACCGCCAUCUAUUUCGGCGUCUUGGGGCCCUCGGGCAUGUACGUGAUGAGCCGAACCCCGGUCUGGUAUUUCAACACGUACGGCAUGUACGAGAACUUCCCGCACAAGACGCACGAGGCUGUCUUCAAGUUCUACUAUCUCUUCCAGGCCGCGUAUUGGGCGCAGCAGGCCAUCGUGCUACUGCUCGGCAUGGAGAAGCCGCGCAAGGAUUUCAAGGAGCUUGUCGGCCAUCAUAUCGUCAGUCUGGCCCUCAUCGCGCUCAGCUACCGUUUUCACUUCACAUACCUGGGUCUGGCCGUGUAUAUCACCCACGACAUCAGCGACUUCUUCCUCGCGACCUCCAAGACCCUCAACUACAUCGAUCACCCUCUCGUGGGCCCCUAUUUCUUCUUCUUCAUGUGCUCCUGGAUCUACCUGCGCCACUAUCUUAACCUUCGCAUCCUGUACUCUCUAUUCAACGAGUUCAAGACGGUCGGCCCCUACGAGCUCAACUGGGAGACCCAGCAGUAUAAGUGCGACAUGGCAUUCUACAUCACCCUCACGCUCCUCUCGUCCCUGCAGGCCCUGAACCUGUUCUGGCUGUUCUUCAUCAUUCGGAUCGCCUACCGAUUCGUUGUCUACAGUGCCGCAGAGGACGACCGCUCCGAGGCGGAGGAUUCGGAAGCCGAGGAGCUGGAGAACGAGAAACUGGAGGGCAAGAAUGCCGAGUCAGUGCCGUUGCUUAACGGAAAUGCCAGCGCCAAUGGUGCUGCGAACGGCACCGCGAAGGCCCGUCCCAAUGGUGUGGCAUCGUCACCAUCGAAAAAGUCGUCUUCCCGAUAGAUGUUUUUUUAUCGUUUAGCACACGCUCUCGACAUUCGCUUGUAAAAUUUUCAAGACAUCGCCAGAGGGGAGGCUAGCAUGUACGAUACGAUAGAGGCGGGGGGAGCCAGCAUAUAUGGGCGGGCGCAGCCAGGGCUGCCGACACUCAAGGACGGCCUUCCCGGCAUCCUGCCAGGGUCGUCGGUUUUU